Molecule: messenger RNA, 2065 nt
Organism: Drosophila gunungcola (fruit fly)
Lineage: Eukaryota; Metazoa; Arthropoda; Insecta; Diptera; Drosophilidae
Gene: SLC22A
Product: organic cation transporter protein
Biological process (GO): transmembrane transport
Cellular component (GO): membrane
Molecular function (GO): transmembrane transporter activity
Source: RefSeq, a predicted model, not a curated record
AACUGCGAUCGUUGAUUGCUAGCGUCGCGUUCCGGAGAUCGGAGAUCGCAGCAGGCACUCGCAGUGCGAGACGCGAUCCGCUGCCCUACACAUCGCGUAACUGCUCGAAGCGUCGUGGGUAAAAAUAAGUGUAUAUGUUAGAAUCCGUAAAUGAAAAUAACGCAGUGCAUAAAUAAACCAAAUACGCUUCUGUUAAUUGUGCCCGAAUCACCGAGGGCAGAGAUUGGGAAAUGGCAGCCAGCGAAGCGCCACCCGCACAGGCAACGGUGGAGGUGGAGUUGCCACCGCCACCGGCCAAGGAUUCGGAGGACGUGACCCUGGACGCCAUCCUGAAGCAUCUGGGCCAGUUCGGUCGUUUCCAGCUGAUCAUAUUCAUGCUGAUCUGCCUGCCGAUGAUGUUCCACGCCAUGUUCUCGGUCACAUAUGUGUUUACCGCCGCCACCGUGUCGCACAGGUGUAACAUCGCAGAGUGCGAUACGCCGGAGAGCGCCUUUUACGAGCCGCACACGGAGUGGAGUAUCCCCAGGCACGGCCGGGAUCUGGACGCCUGCAAUCGGUACACCAACUUGGAGCUGCCCCAGUGGAACCAGUCGGUGGCCGAGGACAUUUGCUUGCCCAUACAUUUUACGAAUAUUUCGGAGGCCUGCCCCGACAACAAGUUCGUGUUCCGCGACAAUGAAGUAACCAUUUCGAAUGACUUCGGCAUUUUCUGCGACGAUGAGUGGAAGCUAUCAAUGGUCGGAACCAUAAACAACCUGGGGCAGUUCUUCGGCAUUCCCAUUGGCGGCUUUGUAGCAGAUCGCUAUGGACGCAGCUUCUCGAUCGCCUUGGGCGGCAUUUUGGGCGCUGUGCUGGGAGUCAUUCGAUCCUUCUCGCCCAGCUACGGCUGGUUCCUGGUGUUCGAGUUCCUGGACAACAUGACCAGCAGCACGCUGUACUCCACCUGCUUCGUGAUCGGCAUCGAGUUGGUGGGACCCAAGCGACGGGUGCUGGCCUGCAGCGUGAUCACGGUCUUCUACGCGGUGGGCGAGGUGCUGCUCGCCAUGGCCGCCAAGGCCUUCCCCGACUGGCGCAUCCUGCUGCGCAUCACCUACAUGCCCUCGCUGAUCCUGCUGGCCUACUUCUGGAUCCUGCCGGAGAGCGUCCGCUGGCUGCUCAGUCAGGGCAAGGAGGAACGGGCCAAGAACAUACUCCGGCGGGCAGCGCACGUCAACAAGCGCGAGCUGCCGGAGGGCAUGCUGGACAAGCUCGUCCUGGCCAAUCGGGACAAGCUGGAGCAGUCGGCGGAGAGCCGGUUUCCCAUCCGCGAGGCCUUCAAGAACUUCAAGUGGCGCAUCGCCAACUGCUCCUUAUGUUGGAUCGUCCACGUGCUGGUCUACUACGGCCUAAGCCUCAAUGUGGUGCUGCUCGACGGGGACAAGUACAAUAAUUUCGCCUACGUGGCCCUGGUGGAGAUCCCCGGCUUCUUCAUGCCCCUGUUGAUCAUGGACCGCAUCGGCAGGCGUUACUCCCUCUGCGGCUUGAUGCUGGCCAGUGGCCUCUGCUGCGUCGGAACGAUCUUCGCCGGCGCGGAUCAGCCGCUGCUCCAGCUGGUGCUGUUCCUCGUCGGCAAACUGACCAUCACUGCCAGCUUCCAGGUGCUCUACUUCUUCGCCUCGGAGAUCUACCCCACGAAUCUGAGGAACAGCCUGCUCAGCUUCUGCUCGAUGAUGGGCAGGUUCGGCUCCAUGCUGGCACCGCAAACGCCUCUUCUGGCGAAGUAUUAUGCCAGUGCUCCGGCCAUGCUCUUCGCCGGCGCCGCCAUCGUGAGCGGACUGCUCACCCUGUUCUUCCCGGAGACCACCAACGUCGUUCUGCCCACCACAGUGCAGGAGGCGGAUGCCAUCGGCGUCAAGAAGAAGCCUUCGCAGGGCAAGGAACUCGAUCUGGUCGGUGCGACAAGCCAAAGCGCAGUGAUCAGUGGAGUAAUCUUAGUCUAGGCAGCCUGCAAAUACAAAGACAUUUAUCUUUAAAAGUGUUACAACUUCAAGAAUAAGCCAUAUAUAUAUCGAUUUUAUAGCAUUAA